AUGGGAAAAUCUCCAAUUGCUUUGAUUAGCCAUGACUUGUUUGUUGAACGUUGCGAGGGUUUGACGGUGAGGCUGCACUUCUCAACCUCUCAGCCUGAGUAUGCAAAGGUUGUGUCGUUAGAGAGAGACCAUUAUCAGCAAGGCUAUAAUAACACUAUUACUUGCCAAAUGGCACUGGUUAUAAUGUGUGGGCAGCCAUGCAGUGGUAAGUCCAAAGCUGCGCUCUGUCUGGUUGAAUCUUACAAAGAAUCAGAAUCAAAACAUCAAGUGAGAAUCAUAGACGAAGCUUGUUUUCAUCUUGAUCGGAACCAAAGCUAUGCAAAUAUGCCUUCAGAGAAAAAUUUAAGAGGGGUGCUUAGGUCAGAAGUAGAUAGGUCUGUGUCCAAAGAUAGCAUCGUCAUUAUAGAUUCUUUGAAUAACAUCAAGGGUUACAGAUACGAGCUGUGGUGCUUGGCUCGAGCUUCUGGAAUCAGAUACUGUGUGGUUUACUGUGACGUUGAAGAAACAUUUUGUAGGAAAUGGAAUGAAGAGCGCAGGGAGAAAGGAGAAGCCAGUUAUGAUGAUUCAAUUUUUGAAGAUUUGGUGAGAAGGUUUGAGAAACCAGACAGAAGAAACAGGUGGGAUUCUCCAUUGUUUGAAUUAUGGCCACACAGAGAAGGGACAGAGAAAUCUUCUCCUGCCAUUAUAGAUGCUGUCUCCUAUCUAACCAAAAAGGUGGACACCAAAACCAGGGAUGUUAAGAUUCUGCAACCAACUAUUGCAACUCAAACCACACGUUUUUCUGAUGCAAAUUCUCUCUAUGAAUUGGACAAAGCAACACAAGAGGUGACAAAUGCUAUAGUAGAAAUACAAUCUCAAGCUCUUGGAGGACCACUUAAUGGCGUUUCCAUCGGAAAAGACUUGCCUGUAAUCAAUAUUUCAAGGUCAGUUGGGUUGCCAGAGCUUCGGCGGAUGCGACGGACCUUCAUAAAGUUGACAGGGCAAACAAGUCUAAGUGGGCGACCACCCCCUUCAGAUGCUGACAGUGCAAAAAGAAUGUUCAUUGACUACUUGAACAGGGAACUAGGAACAUCCUGA
This is a messenger RNA of Sphenostylis stenocarpa, 1077 nucleotides long. NCBI's taxonomy places the organism in Eukaryota, Viridiplantae, Streptophyta, Magnoliopsida, Fabales, Fabaceae. The record is from the annotation of a GenBank genome assembly.